Messenger RNA from Penicillium concentricum, 567 nucleotides. RefSeq names its product Aldolase-type TIM barrel. Lineage: Eukaryota; Fungi; Ascomycota; Eurotiomycetes; Eurotiales; Aspergillaceae. The coding region runs from base 1 to 567 and encodes 188 amino acids. The transcript has a single exon. The record is from RefSeq and is a predicted model, not a curated record.
AUGUUAUCAGUUCAUUCGCUCCAAUCGACAAGUGAUCAACAAGAUCCUGCACUGUAUGCAGCUAUUGCUGCAGCCUUGCCGACCGCUGUUGUCCCAGAACAAAGCGCAACCUGGGCAUACCCCCAGCCCGGAUGGAGCGACGAGCUCAAUGCAUUUACUGUCGUCAAUAGUCUGUUGGGACGUGUUUACCUCAGUGGCCGCUUAGACAAGCUCAGCCCCCAUCAGCUCGAACUUAUGGUGGAAGGUAUGAAUGUAUAUAAGUUGAUACGCUCGCACUUGAACUCUGCGCAUCCAAUUUGGCCCCUUGGGCUUCCUCAAUGGCACGAUGACUGGCUGUCUCUUGGAUUAGUUACAAAGAACAACGGUAUAUAUCUUGCUGUGUGGCGGAGAGGUGGCGUUACAGAAAAGGAUUUGCCAGUCAAGUUGCUUGAGGGAGAGGCUACAACGACAGCGAGAGUGCUAUACCCAACUCGCCUUGACACUGAAACAACAUGGAAUGAGACAUCGGGAAUACUGAGCUUGAAACUUCCCGAUAAGGUCUGUGCUCGGCUUUUCCACAUUGUCUGA